CUUUCCUCUGAAAAAGGGUCCACCAUCUUUGCUUUCCUUCACCGUAAAAAUCACUCAGUCUUUCUUUCCCGGACGAUUCUCUUUUCCGGUUUCCCGGCCGACGACGACUGCAUCUCUCUCUCUCUCAUCUAAUAAACGGACACGUACAGUUUCCCUCGCCAAUUUCCUAACUAACAGCUCUCAAAUGCGGCCAUAGCUUUCACUCUCUUUCCACCUCUACCUUCUUUCCAAUUGCAAUCCCUAACCCUAACGCCAUUGUCAAUGGCGAUUGCAUCACCUUCUACACCCAACUUCUCCGCAUCAUUCUACUCUAAAUAUUCCAAAUCCCAUUCUUCCGCCCGUUUCUCCACCGUAAGAUGCCACCGCACUAAUCCUCCUUUCCAAAAAUCCUCGAUCUCAUCGCGUCUGAAUAGUUCCAAGCCUUCCAACGGCUAUACAGACAGUGAUGGCGAUCUUCAGUAUGAAUACGAGCACGGAGCAUCCGUUUCGCGCCAGCCGCGGAAAGGAAGACCGGUGUUUGUAGCCCUACCGUCUGAUUCUGUAACUUCCGCUGGGAAGAUGCGGAGGCGGAAAGUCAUACUGCAAUCGCUACGGGCGCUUGCAGCGGCUGGAGUGGAAGGAAUUGUGAUGGAAGUCUGGUGGGGGAUGGUAGAGAGAGAUGUUCCUGAACAUUAUGAUUGGCAAGCUUAUGAGGAGAUUGUUUCGUUAGCGGAAGGAUGUGGAUUGAAAGUGCGCGCUGUAAUGGCAUUUCAUCAACGCGGUACAGGGCCUGGAGAUCCACUGUGGAUUCCUCUUCCUCAGUGGGUUCUGGAAGAAAUGGAGAGAGAUCCAGAAAUAUCAUUUUCUGAUAGGUUGGGAAGAAGAAACAAGGAAUACAUUUCUCUAGGUUGCGACUUACUCCCAGUAUUAUAUGGGCGUUCGCCAAUUCAAGCAUAUUCGGAUUUCAUGAGAAAUUUCAGAGAUGUUUUCAGGAGAUAUCUUGGUGUCACUAUAACAGGAAUUCAAGUUGGUAUGGGUCCUUCAGGAGAACUCCGAUAUCCAUCAUGUUCUUCUCAUAAUCUAACUUGGGCUCGGCACAUUAGGGAACUCGGAGAUUUUCAGUGUUAUGAUAAGUACUUGCUUUCAUCUUUAAAUGCUUCGGGCAAAUCAGAAUGGGCAAAUAGGAGUCCCGAAAAUACUGAUUUUUUCGACAAUUCUCGGAGUUCCCAUUACGGAGAUUUCUUCCUAAAGUGGUACUCGAAUAAGCUAUUAUCACACGGAGAAAGAAUCUGUCGAGAAGUAGAAUCCAUUUUCCAUGGCAUAGAAAUCAACACAUCUGCAAAAAUAGGAGCAAUCGAUUGGCAUUAUUACGUAAACUCAGAAGGAUACCUACCGAUUGCUCAAAUGUUUAGCCGCUAUAGAUUCGGUUUAUGUUGUACAUCGUUCGAGGUAAGGGAUUCAGAAGAACAAGAUAAGAACCCAAUUAGCAGUCCAGAAGGUUUCCUUAGACAACUCAUAUUAGCUGCUAGGGUUUGGAAGAUUCCGUUUGAAGGUGAAAACUCGUCAGUUAAUUUGGAUGAUGGCUCGUUUAAGCAGAUAGUUAAGAUGUCGGAUUUUUAUUGUCAUGGAGUUGAAACAGCGUCGUUUUCAUUUAAUUUUGUGAGGAUGGAUAGGAAUUUGUUUGAACCGCGACAAUGGAUGAAUUUUACGAGGUUUGUUAAGCAAAUGUCCGAUGGUGGUGUUUUUCGUGCAAGAUUAGAGUUUGGUGGAGUUGAGGUUGCUUCAAAUAUUAUGGCGGCCAUCGCUUAUUAGAUUUUUAGCGGAUUAUUAUUGUAAUAUUGUUUAGGUAUUAUAUUGUUUUUGUUGUUGUGGUUUUGUAUCAUUGUACUUUAUUUAAAAUGUUAAUCUAAGGAAGAGAAUAAUUGCAUAAUUAAAGCUUUAGUUUAUGUUUU
Molecule: messenger RNA, 1931 nt
Organism: Impatiens glandulifera
Lineage: Eukaryota; Viridiplantae; Streptophyta; Magnoliopsida; Ericales; Balsaminaceae
Product: beta-amylase 1, chloroplastic-like
Exons: 4
Coding region: 262-1791 (509 amino acids)
Biological process (GO): polysaccharide catabolic process
Molecular function (GO): beta-amylase activity
Source: RefSeq, a predicted model, not a curated record